Cherax quadricarinatus is the source of this 1345-nucleotide messenger RNA. Lineage: Eukaryota; Metazoa; Arthropoda; Malacostraca; Decapoda; Parastacidae. The record is from RefSeq and is a predicted model, not a curated record.
UACCUUAAUUAAGGCUCAGGGGGGAUUUUCAUGACCACAAUCAAGGGCUUUUGAUCCAAGGAACUGGACCUGACGUCCUUUAACUUGGAUCAUUACUAAUUGUCUUGUGUUUCCACAGUUGCUGUACAACUUCGUUUAGGGAGGUUUCGUGAUCAUGUUGAGGUGCUUUUGAUUCUAGGAAUUGGAUCAUUCCUAAUUUCCUUCCAUUCCUCUCAGACACCAUAUAGCCCCUAUGAGUUUAGUGCUUUAGUGCUUCUGCUGUUAAUUUAUUACGAGACAAUUGAAAAAAUUUAAACCUGUGUAUUGAACCUGAAAAAUUUACACUUACGGGUUUAGUGCUCCCUUAUGAAGGUAAUAUGACCAUCUUUAGUUUAUAUAUCCUGAGCAAGUCCGGUGGACUUAUAUACCAGCACGAUCACAAUAUACCCACCGUGGAGAACGAGAAGACUUUCAGCUAUCCUCUGGAGGUUAAACUGGAGGUUCAGAACAGGAGCAUAAUCGUCUCGUAUGGUCAGCGAGACGGUAUUAAAGUGGGUCAUACACUUGUGGCUGUUAAUGGGAUCAAAGUUACUGGGCAGCAGCUUGACGAUGGCCGAGAUGCUCUUGAAGUUCUGGCUGAUGAAACUAAUUACCCCAUUAACCUUAAGUUUGCAAGACCCAAGCUCACAACUAAUGAGAAAAUCUUUCAGGCUUCAAUGUUUUAUCCUCUCUAUGCUCUGGCAUGUCAGCUGAGUCCAGAACAGCGAAGCUCAGGUAUUGAGAUCUUGGAAGCUGACAAUUUCAGAAUGAACUGUUUCCAGACACUUACUGGAGUGAAGUUCAUGGUGAUAUCUGAUACCAAACAAGGAGGGAUCGACGGUCUUCUUCAUCGAGUUUAUGAAAUCUACUCUGAUUAUGCUCUCAAGAACCCCUUCUACUCACUGGAAAUGCCCAUUAGAUGUGAACUUUUUGAUGAAUAUUUAAAAAGUGCUCUGGAGCAAGCAGAAAAAUUAGGAAUAAGUAACAUUUGAUUGAUAUAUUAUUUUGACUAUAAGGACUGGUCUAUUUACAAUUAUGUGCAUCAGUAUGUGUAUGAUUUACCAGGAUAAGGUGGUUAUGUGCUUGAUUAGAUGACAGGAUGUAAUGGUGUAGAAAUGAUUCACUAAGUCAGGGGUAGAUUUUGUUUAAGAUGUUUUGCUUGUAAGAGCCUACAAAAAAAAUUAUUUACGAACUACCGUACCUGUGUGUUUAUGAGUGUGAAGUUGAGAAAAUGUCCAGUCAUCAGUUUUGCAUGGCCCAGGUGCACAAUAUUUAGGGGAAGUUUUAAGAUAUAGUUAUAUUUGUAUGAUUAAAUGAUAAAUGAAAA